GUAAAAUUAACCACAAAUAUUAAAUUAAUGAAGCCAGAAUAUUUCGGUCGAAAAGAAUUGUACGACGUGAUUAAUUACACUAGAAUUUUUGUUUUUGUUCAACUUGUAAAUUUUACUAUUUGUGGCCUAGCAUACAACAUUUUUUAUAUUUAUCCUGCUGUAGAAAAACGAAAGACUUACGAGCACGAAGCACUUUUUUGCAGCGUAGAAAUUGGCAUUUACUUUAAUUUAAUUACGGGUGGAAUAUUGUAUCUAAUGUUUUUACUUUUUUUGCUUGUAAUCAUAUUAAUUAACAUUUUCCAGAAGCUAUCGGAAGAUCUGCAACUACUAAAAAUGUAUCAUCCUAAUUUGGAAACGGAAUUAGAAGUAAUUAUGACACAACACAAUGCACUUUGGGACUAUGUGAAACAAUUUAAUGGUCCAUUUAAUUAUGUAUUGACAAUUUUGUACAGUUGUCUAAUAGCGGGAACCAGUUUACUUUAUUAUGUUAUGAUGUUUUUGAAAAUGGAAUUUGCAUUGAGAGUUUUCAUUUGCAUAAUUAUUUUUACAGUAUCAUUUAUUUGUAUUUCAGUAGGAUUUUUACCAUCCGCUUUUACAUCUACUAUGCAAACAUCGUUUCAGGACAUUCGAAGAUUCGCUGAAUGCGAUUUGAAAUUGGAACAGAAAUUAAAAAUUGUGAAUUUUAUGAAAAGAUUUGGGAAGGCAUCUUUAUGUUUAUCUAUCAACGGUUUCUUCGAUGUUACCAAGAAGUUUCCAGUCAAGAUGUCCAGCACUCUCUAUUCUGUGUUUUCGAAUCUGUUAAAUUUGAGGACCGUUUCCACGAAGAAAUACUGCUCUUACUGAGAUUUGAACUUAAGAAUCUAUUCUUUGAAUUUAAUUUCAUCUCAUAACGUUUCAAUUAAUAAAUAUAAAUUAAUUCAUCUAUAUAUGAUUAUUUAGAUACACUGUUUUCGUUUCUUGACACAUUAUUGUCAAAUUGUGAUAGAUUGCAUUGUUAAAAUUAGAA
This is a messenger RNA of Centruroides sculpturatus (bark scorpion), 1006 nucleotides long. RefSeq lists its product as uncharacterized. The record is from RefSeq and is a predicted model, not a curated record. Bases 28 to 843 code for a protein of 271 amino acids. NCBI's taxonomy places the organism in Eukaryota, Metazoa, Arthropoda, Arachnida, Scorpiones, Buthidae. The transcript has 4 exons.